Molecule: messenger RNA, 1306 nt
Organism: Volvox carteri f. nagariensis
Lineage: Eukaryota; Viridiplantae; Chlorophyta; Chlorophyceae; Chlamydomonadales; Volvocaceae
Exons: 9
Coding region: 44-1306 (420 amino acids)
Molecular function (GO): kinase activity
Source: RefSeq, a predicted model, not a curated record
AACUGCGUGAAGGGUUUCGGUCGGACUUGACAGCUACUUACCGAUGCGACGCGUGCCCAUUACCAAACCGUUUGGAACUGGGCUAGCCGUUAAGGCAGCACGAUUUCCGCUAUGUCACCCAGCUAGUAUGGCGGUUAGAGCCAGCGCCGCUGCAUCUUUUCAGGGGUGCUAUCAGCCUCUCGCUCAGCAGAUCAAGAUCGUGGGUAUGGGCAGCUGCGGCGUGGACUACCUGGCUUCGGUGGCAUCUUUCCCCCGGCCUGACGAGAAGCUGCGAACAGAGAAGCUUGAGACCCAAGGCGGUGGCAACUGCGCUAACGCGCUGACCGCCGCGGCUCGCCUGGGCCUCUCACCCUCCCUGGUCACCAAGAUUGGCAGUGACGGCCUGGGAGACGGCAUCAUCAGCGAGCUCCUCCGCGAUGGGAUUGACACCACCCACGUGCUACGGGCCGAGGGCCACCCUUCGCCCUUCACCUACAUCAUCGUCGACCGACAAGGUGGAACCCGUACCUGUAUCCAUACUCCCGGAGCACCCCUGGAGCCGUACGAAAUGGACGAGCAGCGCUUGACUGCCGUACUGGAGGGUGCAAUGUUGGUGUACUUCGACGGGCGGCUGACGGAGGCAGCUGUUUUGCUGGCACGGGCGGCACGUGCGAGGGGCAUUCCGGUUCUCGUUGAGGCCGAGCGGUUGCGUCCCUCCCUGGAGGCCUUAUUGUCUGAGGCGGAUUUUGUGGUCACCUCGGCUCAUUUCCCCCAGGACUGGACAGGCGAGGUGGGUCUGGCGGACGCCAUCCUCGCCACGGCGGAGCGACUGCCCGCCGCCCGCUGGGUCAUCACCACGCUGGGCAGCCGGGGGGCGGUGCUGCUGGAGCGGCCGCCGACCCGCAAUCGGGAGGGCGGUGACCCGCGGGUCAGUCAGGAGGAGCCACGAGCAGCCACCUUGGACGAGGUGAUGGUGGGGGAGCUGGGGCCGCAGCUGGAGGAGGCGGUGAAGAAAAGGAAGGCAGAGAGGGAGGAGAGGCCGGUGUGUGUGAGCGCGUCUGGCGUGGGGAUCGGCGCGGGGGCGGUUGUGGCGACGGAGGACUUCGACGCGGUAGUUGACACGACUGGUGCUGGUGACUCGUUCAUCGGCAGCGUGCUGUACGGCCUCUGUACUGGGCUGCCGCUACCGUCGACCCUCCGGCUGGCGGCAGUGGUGGCGGCGUGCAAAUGUACGGCACUUGGGGCACGUCCCGGCCUGCCCACGAGAUCUCAGUUGGUUCCGGAGCUGCUGCAUCCUGAGUCCACAUCCAUACCCGUAAUGGCCUAG